Molecule: messenger RNA, 342 nt
Organism: Lycium barbarum (goji berry)
Lineage: Eukaryota; Viridiplantae; Streptophyta; Magnoliopsida; Solanales; Solanaceae
Exons: 1
Coding region: 1-342 (113 amino acids)
Source: RefSeq, a predicted model, not a curated record
AUGGAUGUUGGGUUUAUGGAAGAACUGAAAAACAUAUUGGGUAAAAAGACGAAAUUGUCCUUGCCAAGAGUUUUUAUUGGUGGGAAGUACAUUGGUGGUGCUGAGGAGAUUCGUCAAUUACAUGAAGCUUGUGAGUUGAAGAAGUAUGUUGAAGGGUUAAUUCCAGCUGAUUUUAGCACGUGUGAAGUGUGUGGGGGACAUAGAUUUGUACUAUGUGAUGAAUGUAAUGGAAGUCACAAGUGUUAUAGUGAGAAAGGCGGAUUUAGAACUUGUAUGGGUUGUAAUGAGAAUGGUUUAAUCAGGUGCCCUUCUUGUUAUUUUGCACCAAUUACACUACUUUGA